This is a messenger RNA of Miscanthus lutarioriparius, 1104 nucleotides long. The record is from the annotation of a GenBank genome assembly. Lineage: Eukaryota; Viridiplantae; Streptophyta; Magnoliopsida; Poales; Poaceae.
AUGGAAUGCCGCAGUCUUCUGGAGACCUUGUUGCGGACCAAUGCCCCGCUCUGCGUGCUCGCGCUAGCCAUCUGCGGGAUGCGCGGUGCCCACCGCCGCAGCAUUCACUUCGUGCCAAGCCUGGCCUUGCCCGACGAGGACGAUGUGCGAGACCUCGCCCCGCCUCCGCGGCGCUGGUACCGGGCCGCAUACGCCCGGCUCCUCCGGCAUGCGGGGUCACUGGCAGAGUUCGAACACGCGGUCGGCCUUCCGCUGCAAGGGGCGACGGGGUCCCUCGUCGCAUGCCCGCAUGCCGCCGCCCGGGCCGCGCACUUCGACGCGCUCGCGGGUCUGCGACGUGCUCGGCGUAUCGGCGCAGCGGAGGAAGAGCGUGCGGCUCACCGUCUGCCCGCAGGUGACGCAGCACCACGUCUGGCGGGGCGCUCUCGAGGCGGUGCUCGGAGAUCUCCAGACCGACAUGGCGUCGCUGGACAGCCCUUCCCUGGCAACCCAGAUGGCCGAGCAGAUCACGUCUGCCUGAACCCGCUUCCUGUCGGACACGGUGACGUCCUCGUCGCCGUGCUGGAUGCGCCCGACGCCAAGGUAGAGGCCAUGAAGGCGGGGCUGUACCAGAUACGCGAUGUCGUCAUUGAGCGGGACAUCGCCUUCAAGGAGGCGUGCCGGCAGGACUGCCUGGUGCAGAGGAAGCUGUCCAAGAGCCUGGGCCACUCCUCCAGGUGCCUGUACACGCUGCUCCUCUUCUACUUCUAUGGCACCGUCCGGGACAUGGAGGUGCACGUCGGCAAGUGCAUUUCUGGCAAGGGAGGCAGGAAUGUUGCCAUUCACGCCGCGAAAUUCCUGACCGACGGUGAUGAGUUGAUGGCCAGGAGCAGCGUCAAGCAGCUGAGCCGCGCUCUCGGCGUCUUCCGGUUUGUCUGGGAGGCGGUGAAUACUGGCUGUGAUAGUGCCAAUCACAAUGGCAAAGAUGUUGUGGUCAAGAAAAAGAAUGAAGAUGCAAGGGGUGUGUUGGAGCUGCAACGGCAUCUCUGGAGCUGCGGCGUUGAGGACAAGACUGUAACAUACAGAGGAGAUGUUUUCCAUAUGCAUGAGAUCCAAUUACCAUGA